This is a messenger RNA of Moneuplotes crassus, 876 nucleotides long. The record is from the annotation of a GenBank genome assembly. NCBI's taxonomy places the organism in Eukaryota, Ciliophora, Spirotrichea, Euplotida, Euplotidae.
AUGGACAAGACUCAUUUUGUGCAGGAGCUUAUUGAAGAGAAUGGGCUUAAGAAUAAUCCGGAGAUUGGACCGGUUUGAGAAGUGAUGUUUGAUGCCAUGAUCAAGAAAACACAGGAAGUGGUCUUUGAAGCGAAGAAACUAAUGAAACAUUCGAGAAGAAGGAACCUUACCCCUAAAGAUAUUGAGAACGCUCUUAAUUUUUACUAUCUCGGACAGAACGGAACUGAAGAGGACCAAAGGGAAGAAUUUACUUCGGGUAAAGCUCAUAGAGAUAACCCAAUAAAUAGUAAAAUAAAGAUAGAAUGGGUGAACUUAUCGGAUCCUAAAAGAGUAAAAGCUGAUGGGUGUCCUGAGGGUGUCCAUUCUGAAGCUUGCUAUGAAAAUGGCCCUGUAAAACUUGACACUGAGAAAAGAUUCUUGUACGAUUGGUUCAAGGACAGAAACAACAUGGAAGGAAUAAAGCCCGAAGAAUCAAAGGAUAUGAUUAUUCCUUUCCCUAAUGUUGAUGAUGCCAAUGAUAUUUCUUUGACAAUACUGAAGUUUAUAAAACUCAGAAUUAAGAGUGAAUCUUAUCAUUUGCUUCAGAUAAUGGGCAUGGCUCUCAGACUUUCAAAUCAAAUAAUUGAUUAUUGUGAGAAAGUUCCAUCUCCUGAUGGUACUUUAGGUGAGCCUAGAAGAAAGAAAAUCAGAGAGAUCUGUGAAAUUUGUCAGGAAAUAGGGAAAAAGCUCCAAAUGUUUAUGGAUAAAGAAAAGUCUAACUCAAAUAUGCUCAUCGACAUGCUUGAAGAUACCAAUAAAUGUAUAGAAAGAGGAAGAGCUAUCUGCACUGAGUACAAUUACGACUACGAAUAUGAAUCACCUUCCCUCCUAGUCUAA